Messenger RNA from Staurois parvus, 1119 nucleotides. NCBI's taxonomy places the organism in Eukaryota, Metazoa, Chordata, Amphibia, Anura, Ranidae. The record is from the annotation of a GenBank genome assembly.
AUGAAAAUGGAGGAUUAUCUACGACUUCUGUACCUUAACGUGACUGGACAUCUAGGCCCUAAUUGGGAAGGGGAGGACCCAUGUGCAGAAUCUGUUGGCAAUGUAACCUUUUUAGUUGUGGCUUACAGCGCCCUUAUAGCUGUGGGACUCAUUGGAAAUUCUUGCCUGGUCUUUGUCAUUGCACGUCAGCGGGAGAUGAGGAAUGUCACAAACAUUUUUAUUGCUAAUCUUUCCUGCUCUGAUAUACUCAUGGCUUUGGUGUGUCUACCCGUCACUGUAAUCUACACUCUUAUGAACCGCUGGAUUCUGGGCGAGGCACUCUGCAAAGUUACACCAUUUGUGCAGUGUAUAUCUGUCACAGUCUCUGUGCUAUCACUAGUCCUCAUUGCUUUGGAAAGGCAUCAGCUCAUUAUUCACCCAACUGGUUGGAAGCCCCUGCCUUGGCAUGCUUAUCUUGCUGUUGCUGUAACUUGGGCCAUUUCAUGCUUCAUUUCUUUGCCAUUCCUUUCCUUCAGCAUUCUAACCAAGCAACCAUUCCAGAACCUAUCAUUGCCAUUUGACCCUUUCAUUGAUCACUUUGUUUGCACUGACAGCUGGCCUUCUGAGAAUCACCGUCUAGCUUACACCACCUGUCUUCUGCUCUUCCAGUACUGUCUACCCCUGCUACUUAUUCUCCUCUGCUACCUCCGUAUCUUUCUGCGACUGCGCAGGAGGAGGGAUGUGGUGGAGAGAGCAGGAGGUGGGGAUUCAGGUGGACGCAGAGGAGGCCACCGCAGAGUAAAUAUCAUGCUUCUUUCUAUUGUAGUAGCCUUUGGCCUUUGUUGGCUUCCCCUCACUGUAUUCAAUGCCCUUUUUGACUGGGACCAUGAGAGCAUUUCAUCAUGCUACCACAACCUUAUAUUCUCCCUCUGCCACCUGGCAGCUAUGGCAUCCACUUGUGUCAACCCUGUCAUGUAUGGUUUCCUCAACAGUAACUUCCAAAAGGAAGUGAAGACCUUGCUGCUCCGCUGCCGCUGUGCAGGAGGUCGAGAUAAGUAUGAAAGUUUCCCUCUCUCUACUGUCAGUACUGAGGUGUCAAAGGCUUCUCUACAAAGUGUAACUAAUGGAAACAAUGUUUAA